Schistocerca nitens (vagrant locust) is the source of this 693-nucleotide messenger RNA. RefSeq lists its product as uncharacterized. The coding region runs from base 1 to 693 and encodes 230 amino acids. The transcript has 3 exons. Lineage: Eukaryota; Metazoa; Arthropoda; Insecta; Orthoptera; Acrididae. The record is from RefSeq and is a predicted model, not a curated record.
AUGCCUGAGGAGUUGCUCUAUGGUAAGAAAAAAGAGCGAAAAUUAGAAGCUGGCCGCUCUGAAAAUAAGAAGGAAAACGGCUGCGGUCAAGGCGAGAGACGCCGCGCUUCCUGUGGUUUCGCUCAACCAGCGGAGAGACUUCCUGUGCGCUCGUCGCUGUACUGGGACUGUUCUCCGUGCGACGCGCGCUGCGUGUGUCGCCACCUCAGUCAGCUUCGACAGCCGACGACGCGUCCAGCGGGCGUAGCUGCGUCGCCGCUGGCUCUGCUGGCAUCAAGCGGGGCCUCCGCGCUGGACUGCGUCUGCUGGCACGUCGGCCGCGGUGAGGGAGAGGUGUUUUCCUGCAGCUGUCAGCGCAGGGACCUCGACACGCCUUGCAUCACCUGCCGGUUGUGGCGCGCCUGGCUCAGAGUAGCUGGUGUCACGGACCACCGUCGCCUGCAGAGGGAGACCAGCAGCCCAGAGACGAGGAGGGGCGCGGCGGCGCCCUGGUGGCUGUUCACAGCAUCACCUGGACCUCUCGCAGGAGACUCAGCGGUGGCCUCGCGUGCCUCGUCGCUGCCGAUUGCACCAACCCCUGCUCCAUGCACAGUACGUACACCACUGAAGGCUGCAACCACUGAUUAUGCAUCUGAUCCUCCUCUCCACUUGUUACAUUCGUUCUGUCUGCUGUCACUUGUCCUGUUUCCUUAG